This is a messenger RNA of Gossypium raimondii (Peruvian cotton), 1261 nucleotides long. RefSeq names its product F-box protein At5g39250. Gene Ontology annotation, molecular function: protein binding. NCBI's taxonomy places the organism in Eukaryota, Viridiplantae, Streptophyta, Magnoliopsida, Malvales, Malvaceae. The record is from RefSeq and is a predicted model, not a curated record. The transcript is spliced from 2 exons. The coding region runs from base 266 to 1015 and encodes 249 amino acids.
CCCUCUCUGCUUUUCUAAUCAGAAUUUUCUAUCUUGUUUUCACCGCAACCCCCCCAACCCAAAAGAAAAAUCCCCAAAUUUCUACGGAUCAGUCAGGUGUGUUAUAUUUCUGAAUCAUUUAUUCUACCCAAAUUUGCUUCUCAUUUCUUUGGCUAAUCUCGAUCUCGGGAAUCAUCAGCUAUUAGUUUCUUUAAGACCCGUUCAUGCCAUGAACAAUUGCUGGUUUGCAGGAGUCAACUGUUGAUGUUCAUUUUGCAAUCAGAAAAUGUUAUCCGAAGAAGUGUUGAAGGUUGUUUUUCCUUUAUUAGAUGGCGUAGACCUUGCGGUUUGCAUGGUGGUCUGUAAGCAAUGGAGACACAUGGCUCAAGAUGAUUACUUUUGGAAAUGUGUAUGUGCGAAACGAUGGCCUUCCAUUUGCAAGCGACCAAACUCUCAUACCGUGACCUACUACAGAAUUUAUCGAACCUUCUAUAAACGGCAGCGUCCACAACCUCUUCUUCCUCCGAGACUUUCCUUUGAUGAUUUAGAGUUCUUCAUUGAUAUCUGGAACGAAGAUGAAUUGGUCUUCUCCGAAGUUGUCCCUGGCCCUGUCCUGCAGACCGGAAUCAAGUUCCUGCCGACUGGAAUCUGUAACACACUUAAGUUUCACCUUGAGAGUCCUGAGUACAAGAUGACCUUACCAGUUGACCCGAGGUUCAAUAUUCCUUGGGGCGACACUGUGAGCAUUUCAGUGCUUGUGGAGCGGAAGGACUCCAAUAAGGUUGCCUGCAUAAUUAAUAAAUCCCUGUUUGAUUAUAUCGAUCGCAGUGCUUCAAGGGCUCUAGCUUUUGAGUACCUCAACUUCUCUCCCAACUACCCUUUCAUUUCGGGAAUCCGAGCAUGGAUCUCUUUGCUAUUUUUGGAAGAUGGAGACGACGGUAUCAUUGAUGUUUUCGGGAUUGAAAUGGAUUUUCGCAAUACUGCCAGUUCCAAAGAUGAGGUAUUGUGGCUUUUGGACAUGCUAGACUGGAAAUGAAUGGCAGAAGCGUCGAAGCUGGGUUCGGGAUGGAACAUGAACCAGAUUCAGUGUUCACCGUGCUUGUGCUUUUUGACGGGAUGUUCUUUACUGGAAAUAGUUCAAUUGACAUAAUUUUAUGUCAUGCCCAUAAGUUUGUAUAUAGUUUGUCUGUUGUUUCAUUGUAAUCAAUAAAUAUGAACGGUUCGUAUUUAUUUUAACUUUUCACAUAUUCUAUGGCUACCACACUGCUCAUUUGAAUCACAA